Cucurbita moschata (crookneck pumpkin) is the source of this 1437-nucleotide messenger RNA. RefSeq lists its product as uncharacterized. The transcript is spliced from 3 exons. Lineage: Eukaryota; Viridiplantae; Streptophyta; Magnoliopsida; Cucurbitales; Cucurbitaceae. Bases 144 to 479 code for a protein of 111 amino acids. The record is from RefSeq and is a predicted model, not a curated record.
CUGAACAACUCUUCCUUUUGCCUGAUCGAACCAUUUCAACUGCAUAGCGGGAAUCUCUAUGCUCUGGUAGAUCACAGUUUUUCUCGCUCUCUUUCUCUCUGUUUCUCUCUGUUUCUCUCUGCAAGACAAAGCCACCGGAAGCAAUGGCGUCGUCGGCAGCUAGGAUUACAUUUCGCGUUGUCAUGGUGGUAGUCCUCCUCCUCGUCAUUUUCUAUGUCGGUCGUCCUCUGUACUGGAAGAUUUCCGCCACUGUCCAUGACAUUCGCCAGAACAAACAGACCGUCAAAGAAGGUUUCUCUCAAAUCGUUCUUGAAGCUCAGAAAUCGGUGGGAUGGUACCACGACGAGUCGGACUCGGGCGUCCAUGAUGGAACUGAUGGAAAGAAGGCUGGAUCGGUUGCUGCUCGGAGGCUGCUUCAUCAGAGGUGGAAAUGCGUACAUAAGAUGACAAGAACUGAAGAUGGCAGUGGUAGCUUGUGAUAGUUUUUGUUACUAUGACUUGCUAGUUGGACAUUUAGUGCUGAUAGAGCAAUUCCAAACAAACUCGACUAGUUGAAGUAUAAUGGAGUAGGCUUCAAUAAACAAAUUUUAGAAAAUGACAUAUAUCUUUGGAACUGUCUAGAUAGAACAGAAGACUUAGUGGCUCUGUAGUUGACCAUAGAAAGAAAGCCAUACUGCCCUACUGUCUUGUAAUCACAUUUCAUUGCUGCUACUCACAAGCUCAAGUGCAGCAAACAUGACAAAUCUCACUUGCAUUAAGUUAUUGCCCUUGUGCAAAUAAUUUAUUUUUUCCUGUUAUUUAUUUUGUGGUAAUUCCUUAAUAUGAAAUAAGUGGUUACCUCUGUCCCAAGUCUUUGAACGUAACGUGUAUACCUACCUCAUCUCAUCCUUGUAAACAUGAGAAGGGAGAGAAGGAAGGAUUGCUGCAGAAUAUUUGAGCAAAUUGAUACGAUAGUCGUGUUACAAACUUCAAAGUUUGAAGUAACACAGUGUUUUCUAGGAAGUUUCACAUUGAAAUUCAUUGUACUAAGUCUAGACACUUUUCUCCAAUCAAGGUACAAGGAAACCUCUGAUCCAAGACUUGACGCAUUAUAUCAUCCUUGUAGUUAAUCAACCCUGUAGCUAUGAUAAAGGGAGACUAGUAAAUUUCAGAAUUAGGAUUUUGAAUGAGUAAACUAGAUAUAAUAUCUUGGUUUCUAGGGGAAAUAGAAGCAUUUUGACCAUCCUUAGCUCUCUGGAGUCUGAAUUGGUUGAGUUGAACAGCUCAAAAUCUUUGCAUUCUGUUGUUCCCCUCUAAGAAAACCGAAUCUUACAAAUCUCCAUGCCAGCUGAAAAAUAUGGACUGCCACUAGAAUACGAUAGAUUUCCAAAUUCAACCUUUAUAUUAAACAUGAAAAUAUCAUAGACAUAUAAUUGUCUCCAUCCCUACAACACUACA